This is a messenger RNA of Rhodotorula toruloides NP11, 1323 nucleotides long. RefSeq names its product RNA-binding protein Luc7-like 2. Lineage: Eukaryota; Fungi; Basidiomycota; Microbotryomycetes; Sporidiobolales; Sporidiobolaceae. Gene Ontology annotation, biological process: mRNA splice site recognition. Gene Ontology annotation, molecular function: mRNA binding. The record is from RefSeq and is a predicted model, not a curated record. Gene Ontology annotation, cellular component: U1 snRNP; U2-type prespliceosome. The coding region runs from base 1 to 1323 and encodes 440 amino acids. The transcript is spliced from 7 exons.
AUGGGUCGCCUUCAGGAGCAACAGCGGAAGCUGCUCGAGCAGCUCAUGGGCCCCGAGGCGCUCGGCAUCGUCCAGCAUGACAUCUCCCUCUACGACCCGAAGCUGUGUCACCCGUUCGUUGCGGGAAUCUGCCCGCACGACCUGUUCACAAACACGAAAAUGGACCUUGGACCCUGCCCGAAGACGCACUCUGUCAAGCUGAAGAACGAGUACGAGGACUUGCUGAAGAAGGCGGAGACGGAGAAGGACGAGCAUCAGCUGCGGAUCUUCAACACCUUCAAGACGAACUACGAGCGCGAGAUCAUGAACUUCGUCGGCGAGUGCGACCGGAGGAUCGCGGCGGCUCACCGUCGUCUCGAGAAGACCCCGGAGGAGAACAACCGCACGACGGCACUGAUGCGUGAAGUCGGCGAGAUCGAGGGAGCGUAUCAGGCGGCGAUGGCUGAAGUCGAGAUGCUCGGAUCCCAGGGAAAGGUCGAGGAGUCGAUGACGCAGCUUGCGAAGGCGGAGGCGCUGAAGGCGGAGAAGCAGGAGAAGGAGCGCGAGUUGCAGCAAUUGACGGACACGGCGGGCGCGUCUGGCCACCAGAAGUUGCGCGUCUGCGACAUCUGCGGUGCCUACCUCUCGAUCCUCGACUCUGACCGUCGUCUUGCCGACCACUUCGGAGGAAAGAUGCACUUGGGAUACCACCAGCUUCGCCUGCUCAUCGACGAGUGGAAGGCUCGCGGUCCCCUCCCUACCGCUCCCUUGCCCGCCGUCACCGCCGCACCAGCAGCCGGUCCGAACGGCAUGAACGGACCAGGCGGCUCCGGUCCCGCCGUCGCCGUUUCUGUCACCUUCCGCCCCAUCCCUCCCGAGAAGCGUCUCCGCCGCCGCGAACCCUCCCGCGACCGCUCUGACCACGGCCGAUCGGACCGCGACCGCUCCGACCGCGAACGAAGCAGUCGAGGCGAUGGGCACAGUAGGUCGUCGCGGUAUGACCGGGAUGACAAGCGAGACGACCGAGACCGUUCGCCGAGGACGAGCAGGAGGAGCGACGACCACCGUUCGUCGAAGGACGAUCGCGACCACCGCUCGUCGCGCGGCGAAGACGGGCACAGGUCGUCGCGGGACGACAGGGACCGUGAGCGGGACCGGGAGAGGGACAGCGACCGCAGGUCGUCGCGGUACGAUGAUGACAGGCGGUCCUCGCGGUAUGACGACGACGACAGGCGGAGGGGACCGCCUCGGGGUUUCGAGGAGGAACGACGAACGAGGCGGGCGUACGACGACAUCGAUGAGGACCGGGUUGGAGCAGAAAAGCGUCGCAAGGUCGACGAGUAG